AUGAAUCCACUCACCUCCAUUAUCUCUUGUCUUACCGGCCAAAGCGCCCCAACUCAACCGUCUCUUCAGGUGAGCGAGAUCAACACAGACUCAAAGCUCAUCACCGCCCAACCAGUCCUCUACUCUGACGACGCAGCCUCUCAAUUCGUAACCAUUCUACAAACCCACACGGGCACCCAAGCUCAACUUCACCACCGUCUUGAACAGGUCGUUUCCACCACCGGCUGGACAUCAAGCCUCGCCGAAGCCAUCGAGCGCAAGAUCGAGAACCUCUUGAAAGAUGGCGCAGAGCUUGCUAAGCCCAUGGCUGAAGCCGUAAAGAGAGCUACAAACACCGCUUUGGAGUUUGCGAAAGAACAUCCUGUUUAUGCUGGGUUGAUCGCAGCUGGUACCAUUGUUGCUAUCGGUGUUUUGGUGGAGUUUGAGCUUGUUUGGGUGCUGAGAGCGCUGGGGUUCGAUGAGAUUGGGCCCAGAGUUGGGAGCUUUGCCGCGAGAUGGAUGAGUAGCCUUGAGAAGGUGCCCAAGGGAUCGAUUUACUCGUAUUUUCAGAGGCUGGGGAUGAAGAUUGCUAAGUGA
Messenger RNA from Fusarium mangiferae, 576 nucleotides. RefSeq lists its product as uncharacterized. The record is from RefSeq and is a predicted model, not a curated record. The transcript has 2 exons. The coding region runs from base 1 to 576 and encodes 191 amino acids. NCBI's taxonomy places the organism in Eukaryota, Fungi, Ascomycota, Sordariomycetes, Hypocreales, Nectriaceae.